AUGGUCCAACCAUGGGUAAAUGGUACCACUGCCUUGUGGGUAGCUGUUGAUUCAGCAAAGGCUAGGGGAGCACACCCCAACAGAAAUCCGGUGCAGGAUGGCACUGGGAGUCGCCAGCCACAAACUUGCAUCCACGCGGCCAGAGCCAAGUGGUCGUCUCAUCCUGACAAGAGGCAACAGGGUGAUUCGGCAGAAGCUCUGGACGACGGAGCAGCCCUAUUUAGGGAGUGCACUGCUCCCCCCCUGUCCGGGGAAGGGCCUAGAAAAGGUGGCCUAUACAAAGCUUGCUUCACCUCGAUCCUGCCAGCUUGCCGCGGCUGGCUGGACAUCCACCUCUGCGGUCGAAAAAGACAUAAGUCAAGAAAAAUCUAUUUUGGUGCAUGGAAUGUGCGGACCCUUAUGGAUGCUGACCAACGUCCUGAACGCAUGACAGCUAUUGUUGGUCAUGGGCUGGCCAGGUACAACAUUGCCAUAGCCGCACUCAGUGAAACCAGAAGGGCAGACACAGGCAGUGUGAGAGAGAUGGGAGUAGGUUACACUUUCUUCUGGAGUGGCAAAAUGGAGACCGAACCACGUGUCUCUGGUGUAGGCUUUGCCAUACGGAAUGACAUAGCCUCAUGUCUCACAUCUCUUCCAAAAGGGAUCUCAGAUCGCAUAAUGACUCUUCGCCUGCCCUUGGCAAGCAAGACACAUCUGACCCUCAUCGGCGUCUACGCACCCACUAUGACUCAUUCCAUGGAGGAGAGGGAGGCUUUCUACUCGAGCCUGCACAAAGUCAUCCGCAGUGUACCAAGAAGGGAUAAGCUAUUGCUGCUUGGUGAUUUUAACGCCCGGGUUGGCAGAAACAAGGAUGCCUGGCCUGGGGAGUUGGGCUCACAUGGAUAUGGCAGGGAGAACUCAAUUGGUCUGCUGCUGCUCAGCCUCUGUGCAGAGGAAAACUUGGUGAUCACCAACACUCUUUUCAAACACAAGGAUGCACACAAGGUCACCUGGAUGCACCCAAGAUCGAAGCAUUGGCAUUUGCUAGACUAUAUUAUUAACAGACAACAGGACCUUGGAGACAUUCUUGAUACCAGAGCACUGAGAGGCGCAGACUGUUGGACUGACCAUAUCCUCCUAAGAUGCAAAGCCCUCUUCACCAUACACAAAUCAGUAAAAAAGAAGCCAAGCUGCAUUAAAAGGAAGCUUGAUGUAUCACAACUCAAGUGCAGUAAUGUUCAAAAGACGCUGCAGGAGCAGUUGUGCGAGCAACUUCCCGCCCUGCCCGUCGACACUGACACACCUGAGCAUGCCUGGCGCAAGUUUAGGGAAGCACUGAGUGACAAGAAUUCUGCUCCCAAGCACGCCCAAUUCAAGCAGCUUCGCAGGCAGGUGCAAAGCCGCACGAGGGAACUGAAGAAUGCCUGGUGGGCAGACAAAGCUGCUGAGACCUCAGCAGUGGCCGAUGAAGCACUGGAAGGCAUUCAGCAGCAUCCCAUCAUCCUAGAACUUGAUGCCCCACCAAAUACUGCAGAGACCGUUGCAGCCGUCAAACAGCUGCAAACAGGCAAGGCCCCUGGUCCAGAUGGAAUACCAGCUGAGGUGUUUAAAGCUGGCGUUGAAGCUCUGAUCACCCACCUGACCAGGCUGUUCCAAGUGUUCUGGGCAAACGGUAAGCUCCCUCAGGACUUCAGGGAUGCUAACAUCAUCCACUAG
Molecule: messenger RNA, 1695 nt
Organism: Penaeus indicus
Lineage: Eukaryota; Metazoa; Arthropoda; Malacostraca; Decapoda; Penaeidae
Exons: 4
Coding region: 1-1695 (564 amino acids)
Biological process (GO): chromatin remodeling
Cellular component (GO): nucleus
Source: RefSeq, a predicted model, not a curated record